GCUGUAACAAGAUCAGCACCCACUCUCCUAUGCAGUCAGCAGGUAUUCUGGGACAAAAGCUCAGGUUGAUUGGCAAGAAACCUUAUCCUUAAAGUCUGAGGAACAGAGUACUUUACUGCACUUGCCGUUAGACUGGAGUGAUCCUGAGAUACAUUUGGGCAUAGCUUGGCAUCUGGACCCAGUAACUUCCAAGGCCCUGAAAUUGCUUGCAGACAACAUGCAGGUAACUUUCUGCAGACUUCGGACUCACCAGUGGUGUUUCAUUCUAUUUAAUGUCAUCCUAUUUCACGCCUUGCUUUUUGGGGCUGACUUUGUGGAAGAAUACUUUCUGCAUUCUUUGCCUUACAUAGAUAUGAAAGUUCUUGAAAUUAAGGAUAAGGCAAGAAAAUUGAACAUGGAGCCCCUAAGAAGUAAUCUCUCCAAAUGUUAUGUCCUGAGCCAGCCAGAGAUAUGUAAAGGGAAGAACAUUUUUUUGCUCUCUCUUAUCUUCAGUAGCCCAGGAAAUGGAACAAGACGGGACCUCAUCAGGAAAACCUGGGGUAAUGUGACCAGUGUCCAAGGGCACCCCAUUCUCACAUUGUUUGCUUUGGGAAUGCCUGUUUUGGUACCUACUCAGAAAGAGAUAGACAAGGAGUCCCAUAAGAAUAAUGACAUCAUUGAAGGAAUCUUCUUAGACAGUUCUGAGAACCAAACCCUGAAGAUCAUCGCAAUGACACAGUGGGCUGUGACUUUCUGCCCUAAUGCCCUGUUCAUUCUCAAGGUGGAUGAAGAGAUGUUUGUCAAUCUACCAAGCUUGGUAGACUAUCUUCUCAAUCUGAAAGAACACCUCGAAGAUAUCUAUGUAGGAAGAGUUAUCCAUCAGGUUACACCCAACAGAGAUCCUCGUAGCCAAGAAUUUGUCCCUCUUAGUGAGUACCCAGAAAAAUACUAUCCAGAUUACUGCAGUGGUGAAGCCUUUAUAAUAUCCCAAGAUGUGGCUCGGAUGAUGUAUGUGGUUUUCAAAGAAGUACCCAUUAUGGUGCCUGCUGAUGUGUUUGUAGGAAUCUGUGCUAAGUCCAUUGGUCUUAUACCCAUCCACAGUUCAAGGUUUUCUGGGAAAAGGCACAUCAGAUACAACAGAUGUUGCUAUAAGUUCAUUUUUACAUCCUCAGAAACUGCAGAUGCUGAAAUGCCCCUGGCAUGGAAGGAAAUUAAUGAUGGGAAAGAAUGUACACUGUUUGAGACUUACUAUGGGCUCAUUUCCUGCAAACUUCUGACAUACAUUGACAGCUUUAAACAUUUUCACAUGGACACCAUAAAAAACAAUGUCAUGUAUCUUGCUGAUUAGAAUUUGAUUUUCCUUAUGAAUCUAUUAUUUUAAAAUUACUUUCUACCCUGUUAUAGAAAGCAUGUUUUAUGUAGUUUCCCUGAAUCUUUAAUCAUACUUAGCAAAGGUACAAAAUGUUCUUAGUGCUCUGAUGUGCUCAAUCUUAUUUAGAACCCAUUUUAAGAAAUUUAAGUUGGUGUAGCAUGAUUCUUUUCAAAAUAAAACAUUUCUUUCAGAAGAGAACAUUACAUUUCAUUAUAACCAUAUCUUUUUUCAACUGACAAGUAAAAAUUGUUUUUAUUUAUGGUAUACAAUGUGAUGUUUUGAUAUAUGUAUACAUUCUGCAACAGCUAAAUCAAGCUCUUUAACAUAUGCAUGACCUCACAUUAUCUUUUUUUUUUUUUGGUUUUAUAGUGAGAACUCUUAAAAUCUAUUCUCCUAGCGAUUUUCAAAUAUAUAUUGCUACUAACUGCCAUGACCAUAAUGUACAAAAGAUCUCCUGACCUUAUUCCUCAAGUGUUCCUCAACUGUUCACUGUUCCUUUUUCUGCUUGAUCUAGUCUGCUAUUAAACCCCU
Messenger RNA from Microcebus murinus (gray mouse lemur), 1882 nucleotides. It is a transcript of the gene B3GALT9, whose product is annotated as beta-1,3-galactosyltransferase 9. NCBI's taxonomy places the organism in Eukaryota, Metazoa, Chordata, Mammalia, Primates, Cheirogaleidae. Gene Ontology annotation, molecular function: hexosyltransferase activity. The record is from RefSeq and is a predicted model, not a curated record. Gene Ontology annotation, cellular component: Golgi membrane. Gene Ontology annotation, biological process: protein O-linked glycosylation.